UUCUCUGCGCGGCGGCCCGUUGCCGGCCGGGUAAGUGUCCGGAUGUGGGCGGGGUCAUCUCUCUCUCUCUCUCUCUGUCUGUCGGAGACCGAGCCUCAGUGACAGACGACAGUCGAGUCCGUGCCCGCGCAGCGCCUUCCCGACACCGAUCCCGCCGCCAUGCCUCGAAUGAUUGCUGAAAUCAAGGACUUCUUGCUGACAGCAAGAAGAAAGGACGCAAAAUCUGUAAAAAUCAAGAAGAACAAAGACAAUGUAAAAUUUAAAGUACGGUGCAGUAGGUAUCUGUACACACUUGUCAUCACAGACAAAGAAAAGGCUGAAAAACUCAAACAGUCCCUGCCCCCAGGUUUGGCUGUCAAAGAACUCAAGUGAGCAGCUGCAAUUUCAAUGUUCAGAUUUUGUUGAAAUAAAAUAAAUGGUGAAAUGCU
Molecule: messenger RNA, 428 nt
Organism: Leucoraja erinaceus (little skate)
Lineage: Eukaryota; Metazoa; Chordata; Chondrichthyes; Rajiformes; Rajidae
Gene: rpl38
Product: ribosomal protein L38
Exons: 5
Coding region: 160-372 (70 amino acids)
Biological process (GO): protein-RNA complex assembly; translation
Cellular component (GO): cytosolic large ribosomal subunit; ribosome
Molecular function (GO): structural constituent of ribosome
Source: RefSeq, a predicted model, not a curated record